This is a messenger RNA of Cebus imitator (Panamanian white-faced capuchin), 1829 nucleotides long. It is a transcript of the gene SLC35D2, whose product is annotated as solute carrier family 35 member D2. Gene Ontology annotation, molecular function: GDP-fucose transmembrane transporter activity; antiporter activity. Bases 468 to 1289 code for a protein of 273 amino acids. NCBI's taxonomy places the organism in Eukaryota, Metazoa, Chordata, Mammalia, Primates, Cebidae. The transcript is spliced from 12 exons. The record is from RefSeq and is a predicted model, not a curated record. Gene Ontology annotation, cellular component: Golgi apparatus.
UCUUAAACUCCUGGCCUCUAAACCUGCCUUGGUCUCCCAAAGUGCUGUGAUUAUAAGUGCAAACUAUCUCAUCCAAUCUCACAUUCUUUAUUUUAUAUUUGAGAAAACUGAGACCCACAUAAGCUGGAUUGGUUGCACCUCCAACAGAUAUUUACUGAGCACCUACUAACUGUUGAACCCAUUGCAAACACCACAGAAUCCUCUGUGAACAGCACAGAGCCCCUGCUCUGGAGAUUCUGCUUCAGUGGUAGAGACAGGAAAUAAACAAGUAGCUUCAUGAAUAAACAAGACACUUUCAGAUCUGACAGGAGGGGGCCUGGGCUGGAGUAGCUGUCAACAGAGCAUUCCAGGCAGAAGUGUGCAAUGUGCUGAAGUGGGCAUGAGCUUGGCUGCGGGAGGAACAGAGAGAAAGUCACUGUGGCUGGGCAGGGAGUUUCCCGUCACCAAUUUUCCUUGGAAUUGGACAGAUGGCAGCCACCAUAAUGAUACUAUAUGUGUCCAAGCUAAAUAAAAUAAUUCACUUCCCUGAUUUUGAUAAGAAAAUUCCUGUAAAGCUAUUUCCUCUGCCUCUCCUCUACGUUGGGAACCACAUAAGUGGAUUAUCAAGCACAAGUAAAUUAAGCCUGCCGAUGUUCACCGUGCUCCGGAAAUUCACCAUUCCACUUACCCUACUUCUGGAAACCAUCAUACUCGGGAAGCAGUAUUCACUGAACAUCAUCGUCAGCGUCUCUGCCAUCGUCCUUGGGGCUUUCAUAGCAGCUGGGUCUGACCUUGCUUUUAACUUAGAAGGCUAUAUUUUUGUAUUCCUGAAUGAUAUCUUCACAGCAGCAAACGGAGUUUAUACCAAACAGAAAAUGGACCCAAAGGAGCUAGGGAAAUACGGAGUGCUUUUCUACAAUGCCUGCUUCAUGAUCAUCCCAACUCUUAUUAUUAGUGUCUCCACGGGAGACCUGCGACAGGCUACUGAAUUCAACCAAUGGAAGAAUGCUCUGUUUAUCCUGCAGUUUCUCCUUUCCUGCUUUUUGGGGUUUCUACUGAUGUACUCCACGGUUCUGUGCAGCUAUUACAAUUCGGCCCUGACGACAGCAGUGGUUGGAGCUAUCAAGAAUGUAUCUGUUGCCUACAUCGGGAUGUUGAUCGGUGGAGACUACAUUUUCUCUCUGUUAAACUUUGUAGGGUUAAAUAUUUGCAUGGCAGGGGGCUUGAGAUACUCCUUUUUAACGCUGAGCAGCCAGUUAAAACCUAAACCUGUGGAUGAAGAAAACAUCGGUUUGGAUUUGAAGAACUAGAGUCUGCAGCGGGGUGUAGACGGACUUGUGACUGGGGUCUGGGGGUUAUUCCCACUAGGAAUGUGAAGCCAGAGGUUUCAGAUUCGGGACAUCCUCCCCCGGGGCAAGCGAGAAUAUCUGCAAAAAUGCAAAGAACUACCUCAUACGCCCGCACCAUGAGCCACUGGCAGCCCUGAAAAUGUACUUGGGCCGCACCUUACUAGUGGAAAGCAAAGCUUUUCAAAAGAAGCCGCUGGGACUCGGUGGGUGGAGCCUCAGGUGCUCUUCUAGGGACCGAUGGCGCCUUUGUGGCAUCUCCGUGCCAUGUGCUGGGGAGGAGGUCGAUGUGAUGGUGACUGUUUUCUGAUUAGCACCUUGGCCUGAUUUGCAAGGUCCCAGCCACAACAAAGGGCCAAUUGUUUAGUUUAAACAGACACGUCUUUAUUUUAAUAAAAUUAGUCAGUUGACUGCCAGUAAAGUUAUUUGCUAGCUUCGAUGAAAGCUAUGUUGGUAUCUCUUCCUAAUCAUCAAAGUAAAAUAAAAAAUUAUUUCUGGGUAUGU